UUUAUUGAAAAAAAUGUAAAAAUCUAAUCCAAAUCAAUACAUCUUUUAUAUAUCUAGACAUUGAAUUUUCUCAAAACCAAACAAAAGCUUUGCAGGAAUACUCUAAUUUCAUUUGCACGUUCUCCAAACUGCCACAAUAGACAUGGAAACCCUACAAUCAUCCCCCUCUCUUUCCUUGUAAUCGCGCCGCCCAAAAACGCCGCCCUACCGGACCCAACACCGCCUCGCAUAGCUCUCCGUCGCUUCCCGCUUCUUUUGGGUUAGAAAUCAUGAAUAACAUUGCGGGGAGACCUCUUAAUGAAGAUGAUGAGGAAGAUGAAGUUAAUGAGGAUGGACUUGAAGCAUGGGAGAGAGCUUAUACAGAAGAUAGAUCAUGGGAAUCUUUGCAGGAGGAUGAAUCUGGACUUCUCCGUUCUAUCGAUACUACAGCCAUUCAACAUGCUCAGUAUCGUAGGCGCCUUCGUGCCCUUGCUUCAAAUGCAGCUAGUGCACGAAUUCAAAAGGGUUUGAUACGAUACUUAUACAUUGUUGUCGACUUGUCCAAGGCAGCUUCAGAGAGGGACUUUCGACCUAGUAGAAUGGCUGUGAUUACAAAGCAGGUGGAGACUUUUAUCAGGGAGUUCUUUGAUCAGAAUCCACUUAGUCAUGUUGGUUUGGUGACUACCAAAGAUGGGGUUGCUAGCUGCUUGACAGAUCUUGGUGGCAGUCCUGAGGCCCACAUCAAAUCUUUGAUGGGUAAACUAGAAUGCUCGGGUGACGCCUCCCUACAAAAUGCACUAGAUCUUGUUCAUAGCAAUCUAAAUCAAAUCCCAUCAUAUGGCCAUCGAGAAGUUCUGAUUUUAUAUUCGGCCCUCAGUACCUGUGAUCCUGGUGAUAUCAUGGAAACUAUCCAGAACUGCAAAAAGGGAAAAAUGAGAUGCUCUGUCAUUGGUCUUGCUGCUGAAAUGUUUAUAUGCAAGCAUCUUUGCCAAGAAACUGGCGGAACGUACUCCGUUGCACUAGAUGAGUCCCACUUUAAAGAGUUAAUUCUAGAGCAUUGUCCACCACCUCCAGCAAUAGCAGAAUAUGCUACGGCUAAUUUGAUUAAGAUGGGUUUCCCACAAAGAGCAGCCGAGGGCUCUGUUGCAAUUUGUACAUGUCAUGAAGAGGCUAAGACAGAAGGGGGAUACACUUGUCCAAGAUGCAAAGUUCGUGUUUGUGAGCUUCCUACCGAAUGCCGCAUCUGUGGAUUGACCCUUAUUUCUUCACCUCAUUUGGCAAGGUCAUAUCAUCAUCUCUUCCCGAUAGUGCCAUUUGUGGAGAUCUCUGCAUCAUCUCAAAAUGAUCCAAGCCACAGGUUUCCCAACACGUGUUUUGGUUGUCAAGAAAGUCUCCUUAGUCAGGGAAACAAGCCUGAACUUUCUGUCUAUUGCCCAAAAUGCAAACAACAAUUCUGCUUUGAUUGUGACAUCUACAUUCACGAGAGCUUACACAACUGCCCAGGCUGUGAGAGUUUCAGGCAUUCUAAGUCAAUUACUACUGCUCAAUGAUUGCCAAUUCUCUGCUCUUGACAUUUAACUGCCUCCCUGUUAUUCUAUAUUGCCUCCCUGUUAUUAUAAUGUUGCAUCCAUUUACCGGUCUCUUGAACAGGUUCCGGUCCAUGCAAAGUAACCGGCUAACACCAUCCAUUCACCUGAUCAAAAUGCAAGCUCUUAAGUACUAAUUUCUUUGCAGGCUGGAAAGCAGAAGUGAUAUUAUUUAUACAGGGGUGAAAUUUUUUUCUUUUCUCAUUUUAUACCAUAACAAAUUCUUAUCCUUUUCCUUUUGUUCUUUGCUGGAAAUUAAAGCACAUGUACUUUGUUUCAUUCAACAUUACAUUCCAGCACGGAUGUCACCCUUGCCAGUUUUUAAUCAAUGGGCUGACACUAGCCAUUAUUGCUA
Messenger RNA from Lathyrus oleraceus (garden pea), 1920 nucleotides. RefSeq names its product general transcription factor IIH subunit 2. Gene Ontology annotation, biological process: regulation of transcription by RNA polymerase II; nucleotide-excision repair; DNA-templated transcription. Gene Ontology annotation, molecular function: zinc ion binding. Gene Ontology annotation, cellular component: transcription factor TFIIH core complex; transcription factor TFIIH holo complex. The record is from RefSeq and is a predicted model, not a curated record. The coding region runs from base 270 to 1529 and encodes 419 amino acids. NCBI's taxonomy places the organism in Eukaryota, Viridiplantae, Streptophyta, Magnoliopsida, Fabales, Fabaceae. The transcript has 5 exons.